Puma concolor (puma) is the source of this 1134-nucleotide messenger RNA. RefSeq names its product phenazine biosynthesis like protein domain containing (gene PBLD). Gene Ontology annotation, molecular function: isomerase activity. Gene Ontology annotation, cellular component: cytoplasm. Gene Ontology annotation, biological process: biosynthetic process. The record is from RefSeq and is a predicted model, not a curated record. Lineage: Eukaryota; Metazoa; Chordata; Mammalia; Carnivora; Felidae.
GAUGAAGACAUGCAUCAAAAAAUUGCAAGAGAAAUGAACCUCUCUGAAACUGCUUUUAUCCGAAAACUGCACCCAACUGACAACUUUACACAAAGUUCCUGCUUUGGAUUAAGGUGGUUUACGCCGGCAACUGAGGUUCCUCUCUGUGGCCAUGCUACCCUGGCUUCCGCAGCUGUGCUGUUUUACAAAAUAAAAAAUGUAAAUAGCACUCUAACCUUUGUCACUCUGAGUGGGGAACUAACGGCCAGAAGAGCACAGGAUGGUAUCAUCCUGGAUCUGCCUCUUUAUCCAACUCACCCCCAGGACUUCCAUGAAGUGGACGACUUGAUAAAGACUGCCAUAGGUGAUACACUGGUCCAGGACAUCCGCUAUUCUCCAGAUACCCGAAAGCUCCUUGUCCGGCUCAGUGAUACUUACAAGAGGUCAUUUUUGGAGAACCUGAAGGUGAACACACAGAAUCUUCUGCAAGUGGAAAACACAGGAAAGGUGAAAGGACUCAUUCUCACCCUUAAAGGAGAGCCUGGAGGGCAGAGCCAAGCAUUUGACUUUUACUCCAGAUAUUUUGCACCGUGGGUUGGUGUGGCUGAAGACCCUGUAACAGGGUCUGCCCAUGCCGUUCUCAGCAGCUACUGGUCUCAGCAACUGGGGAAGAAAGACAUGCAUGGUCAGAAAUCUGGCACAGCUUAUGCUGGUGUGUCUGGUUCAGGGUCUCACAAGGCUGCAGAACUACAGACCAACCCUAGUGAAAUGUGGGAGCGGACUGUACAAGGGUCUGAACAGCAGAAGGUGGGAUCAUUGACAGCCAUUUUGGAGGCAGGCUACCAUACAUGGUGCAUAAGGCAAAAACGGAGUGCUGUCCAAAUUAUUCUUGAAAAUCCUCAUCUGAACACCAUCCUCCUUGGACGGGAAAUUGUCAUUGUGAGGAGUCAAGGAGGUAGUGCCCAAUUUUCACCAAGGAAGCCAAAGUGGCCAGAUGCUACCUCCUCCUGUAAAACAGGGUAUUGGCAUGCUACUCAGGCUCAGCCAAAUCAGAAGCAAUCUUCUGGGAAUUUGGAUCCUGAACAAAGGAAGCAGUAUGUUGGAGGCGGCUGGAGGCCCUGGUCCCUGCAGUGGCUGUUCCAUGACCUAACCUAG